Messenger RNA from Octodon degus (degu), 5270 nucleotides. It is a transcript of the gene Tp63, whose product is annotated as tumor protein p63. Bases 532 to 2574 code for a protein of 680 amino acids. Gene Ontology annotation, cellular component: nucleus. The transcript is spliced from 14 exons. The record is from RefSeq and is a predicted model, not a curated record. Gene Ontology annotation, biological process: regulation of transcription by RNA polymerase II; protein tetramerization; apoptotic process. Lineage: Eukaryota; Metazoa; Chordata; Mammalia; Rodentia; Octodontidae. Gene Ontology annotation, molecular function: RNA polymerase II cis-regulatory region sequence-specific DNA binding; protein binding; DNA-binding transcription factor activity, RNA polymerase II-specific.
AACAUUUCCACCCCUGAAGCAGCCACAGAAGCCCUCAGAUCAAAUCAAUGCUCAGGUACAAGGACAUGUUAGGUAGCUGGAGCGUGGUGGACACUCCUUGGCACAGUUCUGUUACAAAAGUCCUGGCUGCUAAAACGAAACUCUGAUACCAUUCAUGCCAGCAUCCAAUCACGAGCCAGAGCAGAAGUUCAGAGAUGCUUCCAAACUGCCAGCAACAAGUGUGGGUACUAUACACCAAGGACUCUAAAGCCGUGCUGGAAAGCAAGGAACAACUUUAGAGAGGAUGCCCAGCUGGUAAGAAUCAACUGUUUAUGAUGUUUUGGUCACCUGAUGAAUGUCAUUGGCUAAAAAGAAGGAAUGCUCCGCCUCUUUGCAAAUAUGUGUGGAGGGGGGAGUGUCUAAAGUUCUAUGUCUGAUGGCAUUUGACCCUAUUGCUUUUAGCUUUCUGGCUAUAUAUCCACAUAUACACAGGUAUAUGUGUAUAUUUUAUACAAUUGCUGUCCACGUGUUGAUAGCAAAGAGUUGGAGGAAAUGAAUUUUGAAACGUCACGGAGUGCUACCCUGCAGUACUGCCCUGACCCUUACAUCCAGCGUUUCGUAGAAACGCCUGCUCAUUUCUCUUGGAAAGAAAGUUAUUACCGGUCCACCAUGUCCCAGAGCACACAGACAAGUGAAUUCCUCAGUCCAGAGGUUUUCCAGCAUAUCUGGGAUUUUCUGGAACAGCCUCUAUGUUCAGUUCAGCCCAUUGAUCUGAACUUUGUGGAUGAGUCAUCAGAAAAUGGUGCAACUAACAAGAUUGAGAUCAGCAUGGAUUGCAUCCGUAUGCAGGACUCAGACCUCAGGGACCCCAUGUGGCCACAGUACACAAACCUGGGGCUCCUGAACAGCAUGGACCAGCAGAUUCAGAACGGCUCUUCGUCCACCAGCCCGUACAACACAGACCACGCACAGAACAGCGUCACGGCGCCCUCGCCCUAUGCGCAGCCGAGCUCCACCUUCGAUGCCCUGUCACCGUCGCCUGCGAUCCCCUCCAACACUGACUACCCGGGCCCACACAGCUUCGACGUGUCUUUCCAGCAAUCCAGCACCGCCAAGUCAGCCACCUGGACGUAUUCCACGGAACUGAAGAAGUUAUACUGCCAAAUCGCGAAGACAUGCCCCAUCCAGAUCAAGGUGAUGACGCCGCCUCCGCAGGGCGCUGUCAUCCGCGCCAUGCCGGUCUACAAGAAAGCCGAGCACGUCACAGAGGUGGUCAAGCGUUGCCCCAACCAUGAAUUGAGCCGUGAAUUCAACGAGGGACAGAUCGCCCCUCCUAGCCACUUGAUUCGAGUAGAAGGGAACAGCCAUGCCCAGUAUGUAGAAGACCCCAUCACAGGAAGACAGAGUGUGUUGGUGCCUUACGAGCCGCCCCAGGUUGGCACUGAAUUCACGACAGUCUUGUACAAUUUCAUGUGCAACAGCAGUUGUGUUGGAGGGAUGAACCGUCGUCCAAUUUUAAUCAUUGUUACUCUGGAAACCAGAGAUGGGCAAGUCCUGGGCCGACGUUGCUUUGAGGCCAGGAUCUGUGCUUGCCCAGGAAGAGACAGGAAGGCAGAUGAAGACAGCAUCCGAAAACAGCAAGUUUCGGACAGCACAAAGAACGGUGACGGUACGAAGCGCCCUUUCCGCCAGAAUACACAUGGCAUCCAAAUGACAUCCAUCAAGAAACGGAGGUCCCCCGAUGACGAGCUGCUGUAUUUGCCAGUGAGGGGUCGUGAGACUUACGAAAUGCUGUUAAAGAUCAAAGAGUCCCUAGAGCUCAUGCAGUACCUUCCGCAGCACACGAUUGAAACCUACAGACAGCAGCAGCAGCAGCAGCACCAGCACUUGCUUCAGAAACAGACCUCAAUGCAGUCGCAGACUUCAUACGGCAACAGCUCCCCGCCUCUGAACAAGAUGAACAGCAUGAACAAGCUGCCUUCAGUGAGCCAACUCAUCAACCCCCAGCAGCGCAACGCGCUCACCCCCACCACCAUCCCAGACGGCAUGGGAUCCAACAUUCCUAUGAUGGGCACCCACAUGCCAAUGGCUGGAGACAUGAAUGGACUCAGCCCUACCCAAGCCCUCCCUCCCCCACUCUCCAUGCCAUCCACCUCCCACUGCACCCCCCCACCUCCGUACCCCACAGAUUGCAGCAUUGUCAGUUUCUUAGCGAGGUUGGGCUGUUCAUCAUGUCUGGACUAUUUCACGACCCAGGGGCUGACCACCAUCUAUCAGAUUGAGCAUUACUCCAUGGAUGAUUUGGCAAGUCUAAAGAUUCCUGAGCAGUUCCGCCACGCUAUCUGGAAGGGCAUCCUGGACCACCGGCAGCUGCACGACUUCUCCUCCCCUUCCCAUCUCCUGCGGACCCCCAGCGGCGCCUCCACAGUUAGCGUGGGCUCCAGCGAGACCCGUGGCGAGCGCGUCAUCGACGCUGUACGCUUUACCCUCCGCCAGACCAUCUCUUUCCCUCCCCGCGAUGAGUGGAAUGACUUCAAUUUUGACAUGGAUGCUCGUCGCAAUAAGCAGCAGCGCAUCAAAGAAGAAGGAGAGUGAACCCUGCUCUGCUGGUUCUCUCCAUCUUUUGCCUACCUGCCCAGCCCCUAGGAGGCGAGCCUGCCCACUUUCAAAGCAUUCUCCCUAGCUCUUUCCCUUCCUCUUCUCAGUCCAGCAUCUUAAGGGAAGGAGAAGUGAGAGGCUACUACUUACCUACCGUCUGACCUGGCAUCUGAUUCUGAUUCUGGCUUUAAGCCUUCAAAGCUAUUGCUUGCAGACUAAGUUGUCAUGGUAGCUAGAAGUGAGUGAAUAAAGCAGUGGGUGUAUCCUUAAGCAACAGAGAUCUCUCAUUGACUUUUAUAAAGCAUUUUCAACUUUAUAGUCUAAGACUAUAUAUAUUAUAAAUAUAUAAAUAUACAGUAUGUAUUUUUGGGUGGGGGCAUUAAAUACUGUUUAAAAUGUAAUUUAAAGGAAUGAAAAUCUCAUUGCACUUAUCAACUUUGAAAAUUAACUUCUUUUGGGUAGCUGAACUGUGCCCCUUUCCUCAGGGGUAUCAUGGAUGAUGACGUAGGUAUUUAGAGCUUUAUGAUCUGCUUGAUGGGGGACAGUGGUGUACGUGAUCUUUCAAUUCUUUGCAUCCUGGAUACAUACCACAUUAUGACUUUUGAUAAAACUAUUUGUAUUUACCAUUUCUUAUUAUGUGGUGAGACUGUAUAUGGGUACACGAUUCUCUGCAUUGGCUCAUUUGAUUAGUAGCAUCCCUUUCAGUGAGGUUGGUUCACUUUGUGUUUGUCACAAAAAGAACAUGGUCUGUAUUCAUUUUCUCAAAUGCUAAAGAGCACAUCCUCUCUUGCCUUUGAUUGUGAAUGAGGAAUGUGGGUCAGGGCUAAAAUUCUGAAUAGAUCCACAGCACCCAGUUCUAAUGUGAUACAUCUAGGCAUACCUAUAACUUCUUUGCAUUUAAUAUAAGACACGUUAGUAGUUACAGGGAAAACAUUUGAUGCCCUUACAGAAGCCUUAGUAUCAAGUUUGUCUAUUAGCUUGCUUAACUCAAAUCCAUAUUCACUACUCUUGCUAGAAUUCCAAUUCAUUCAUUUGGGAUGGGUGCCAACUACCUAGUUUUUGGGUAAAGAAAGCCCAAGAAACAUAGACACGACUCCAAAUACUAAGUGUCUACUAACUACUAUGAUAACUCAAAACACUGUGAAGUGAAUUUCCUGAAAAGAUGUUUUAAAGCAUGAUAAUAUGAGGUGCUUCAUUUAAAGCUCCUCACAAAACUUUGGAAGAUUUUCCUUUUUUGUCUUUGGGGUUAAAAAUACCAUAGUGAACAGAAAAACACAAAAUUAUGAGCUGAAAUUUCCCUGGGCAUCAUUUGCAAUUACUUCAUUUUUGAUCAGUAAGCACUCCGGUUCAUCAGAAAGUAAUGCCGAGGUCCUCAAUUCCCAUAUGUCUCUUUUCAAGCUGCGAGCAGACUUCCCGACAUUUCAUGAUCCUUCAUGAGAGGUAUUGUCUAGACCACCUCUGCAGAGAAUUGUUUUAAAACCUCCAGCAAACAUAAAAUUGACAAUACCCCUCUAGAUGUUUUGUAAACAUGAUUUGUAACAAAUAUAUAUUUUUUUAAAAUACAAAACAAAUAUUUUAAUAUGCGCUAAUGUUGCUUAAAAUUUUCAAGUGAGUCAAGAUCAAGACCUGUCAUUGCACAUAAACUUCCACUUUAGUAGUAAAAAAAGGUUCAUGUGGCUAUCAAAUUUAGGAAGCUCAUCACAAAAUGUAUAUAUAUUCUGCCUGUGAAAUUAUAUUUUUUUUUCUCUUCUUGGGAUAGUAGGCUUUCCAGAACCAUAGCUAAAAAGGUUUUUUUUUUGUUGCUGAUUUGUAUUGUUUUUCUAUUUUUAUGGGCUUGCAACUUAAGAAGACUAUAUUGUCAGCUAAGCCACAUAGCCAUGAUUGUCAGAUGGGGGAAGGGACACUCGUUUUUUUAUGUGUUUAUUUGUGUGUACGUGUGUGUGAGAAAGAAAGCAAGUCCUUGAUUUCAACGUUUAUUGUGCUUCGAUGAUUGUAAGCACUGUUAAUUUCUGGAACAAACAUGCAACUUUGAAAAUUCACUAGAAAAAUACUGUGUCAUGGUCAUGGCUGGGAGACCAACAGCUUUACCUGUGGUCCUGAGUGUUUGGAUAAACCUAGGACUUCGGAACAGUUGCAGCACUACUGAAGUGACACCAGGAACUCAAAACUUCCUGUCCAGUGUCUCAAGAAUUUGUUCUUAGCCAUAGGAGCCCACAUAUGCAGUGGCAACUUCCACUCCUCGAAUGUAAGAGUAGCCAGGACAAGUGUGAAAGCACCCUAGAGGUGGACAGCUCCACAGAGUUCUAGCGCUCCCGUGGAGUCGCCUGAAAAACAAUAUGGUGUUGUUUGGAGGAUAUCAUGGACAGAAAUAGACCAGAGAAUUAUCUUUAUUAAAUCCACUUACCUGUUGUUUUGUUUGUAUUCCCCUAAGAUACAGUACUUAGCAAUGUUGACUAUUAAAGAGAUGUGGGUUUUUUUAUUAUUUUUAUAAUUGUACAAAAAUUAAGCAAAUGAAAGAAGUUUUAUAUGCGUAUUCAUGUUUUCAAAAGUUUCUUAUAGAUGUGAUGCUUUUUUUUAAAGCUUUGGUUGCUUGUCUUUUGUUAUUUUUAUGUUAUGGGCUUUUAGAGAGCCAGAGGCAAAUCUAUAAGCCACUUAUUUGCCAAGAUAUGCAAUAAAAUUUUUAAAAUUAAUAA